AUGGCGGCCAAAAGAUUAGUUGUUGCCGGAGGAAGCGGUUUUUUGGGAUCAAGAAUCUGUAAAUCUGCAGCGGCAAGAGGAUGGACCGUCACUUCACUAAGCCGAUCUGGGGAGCCUCGGUGGGAGACGGUCACUGGUUCUAAGGAAAGGCCCAGCUGGGCAGGCUCUGUGGAAUGGGCCAAAGCUGAUAUAUUGAAGCCCGAGAGCUACAAAUCUCAUCUGAACGGUGCCUCAGCCGUCGUGCAUACAAUGGGCAUUUUGCUGGAAGCCGACUACAAGGGCGUCGUUCAAGGGAAGGAGCCGAUCAUCAGUGGGCUUCAGCGUGCCUUCAGCACUUCCAAGCUUGGUAGCCAAAAUCCCCUGGUCAGACAGGAAGGCGAGGCGUUGCAGCCCAAGGAGAGAGACGGCCAAUUGACCUACGAAUUGAUGAACAGGGACUCAGCUAUUGCGCUGGCCCAGGAGACCUCUAAUGAACAUGUUCCGGCGUUUGUCUACAUCUCUGCUGCAGCCGGGGCACCACUUCUGCCAGCCAGGUAUAUCAGCACCAAGAGAGACGCAGAGGCAGCUAUCACAUCCUCCCUGCCAGACCUACGGAGCAUCUUCAUACGCCCAGGCUUCAUGUACGACUCCAGCCGAAAGUUCACGCUGCCAAUCGCAAUGGGUGGGUUUGUUGCAUCUGAGUUCAACACCUUCCUCGGAAACAAGCUUGGUUUCCUCGGAGCUAUGGCCGAAAAGCCCCUCAAGGUCGAUGUUGUGAGCGAAGCAGUGGUGGAGGCGCUAGAGGAUGAGUCCACCAAGGGUGCAGUUGGCACAAAGCAGAUUGAGGCACUUGCGACCAAAGCCUGGCGGAAGACGAUGCUGUAG
Molecule: messenger RNA, 864 nt
Organism: Penicillium olsonii
Lineage: Eukaryota; Fungi; Ascomycota; Eurotiomycetes; Eurotiales; Aspergillaceae
Source: the annotation of a GenBank genome assembly